Molecule: messenger RNA, 1988 nt
Organism: Plutella xylostella (diamondback moth)
Lineage: Eukaryota; Metazoa; Arthropoda; Insecta; Lepidoptera; Plutellidae
Gene: Rad1
Product: Radiation insensitive 1
Biological process (GO): DNA repair; DNA damage checkpoint signaling
Cellular component (GO): nucleus; checkpoint clamp complex
Source: RefSeq, a predicted model, not a curated record
GGACAGCUAGAGUUCUGUUGGUCUACAGCUUCAAGCAGUUGUAUUAAGCAAUGGAUGACGGGACAUCUCAGUAUUACUUCACAGCCUCUAUGGACUCUGGAAAGAUUUUAUGUAGUUUACUUAAAGCUAUUCAAUUUCAAGAAUCAGCAGUGUUUUGCGCUAUGCCGGAAGGGCUGAAGGUGACGGUGGAGGAAGGCAAGUGUGUGCAGGCAUCAGCCUACGUGCCUUCUGACAACUUCAAUGAGUACCAUGUCCGUGCCGAUGCUGAUGUCAUGUUUAAAGUGAGCCUAGCAGUGCUGACAGAAUGCCUCAAUAUAUUUGGAUCUGGUGAUGAGUCCAGCUUGAAAAUGUACUACAGAUGUGAAGGAUCCCCUCUUUUAUUAGUCCUGCAACCACAGACAGUCCAGAACGUGAUGACGGACUGCGAGAUCGCGACGCAGACCGCGGACUCGGUGCUGGAGCUCCGAGACGAAGACACGACCGAGGUGGCCAAGCUGGUGCUGCGCGCGCCGGCGUUCCUCGGCCUGCUGGCGGACCUGGAGCGCUCGUGUGACGUCAUCGAGCUGCACCUGUCUCCCGACCAUCCUCAUGUCAGCAUCGUCACUUAUGGAAUGCAGGACAGGUCGUGCAUCGACGUGCCCAAGUCCUCCGACAUGGUGCAGAGCUUCAGCUGCGAGCGCGCGGUGUCGCUGCGCUACCAGCUGCCGCACAUACGGCUCAUCAUGAAGGCGCUCGCCAUCUCCUCCAAGGUGGUGCUGCGCUGCAGCUCCAACGGGCUGCUGCUGUUACAACUGAAGCUGGAGAAGGAGGACCAGCGGCAGAUGUUCUCCGAGUUCUACAUCGUGCCUUUGUUGGAUGACUAAAGUCUGUUUUUUGAUCUCAGACUAUAUUGACAUAUUCUGAACGGUUCAUCAACAGUCGAUUGUUAUUGUAUUGGUGUCUAGCCUGAAAUAAAUGACAAUUUAUUUUAUUUAUUUAUUAUUUAUUAAGUGACGUAUUAUUGGCGGGACAAUCGACUGUUGAUGAACCGUUCAGAAUCUGAAAAUUUAGUAUCUCAGAUUAAAAAACAGACUUGAGAUUCAUGUAAUAGGCAUGGUGGGCCCUAUAGGUACUACAAGAUAAAAAAAAAAAGUCAACAUCGUCCACAUUGCAAAAUAUCUAUAUUUCAUUGUUUCGUAAUGAAGGUACACAGAUGUACAUACACAAGGAAUGUGUCAUCGAAUGUUAGCCUAAGUAGGUACUUGUACAAAAUUGAUAUCAUAAGUAUACAUUGGUAUUAUCUGUGCGUCCAGUAAUGGUACAGUUCAAUUCACGUAAGUUGACCAAACUCAGGGCUUCAUCUUGUAUAGAUGAACGAUUCUCAUGAAAUGAGUGUAGUCCGGGGAGAGUGGCCGCCGAUCCGCCCGCAAAUUCGCAAGUUCCUUCGUGCAACUUGGCAUUAGUUAAAACUUUAGAACUAGAUUGGUAACGCCAUCUAUCGGUCACUAGUUACCAACAUUUCUCACAAGAUUCACAAGCGAUCGGCUUGCCACACCCCUCGACUACAAGGGGACCUAAAAAUACUUUCUGCAGUGGUCAAGUUACGUUGAUAGAACUGUAGGGACGGGGCGUGUAGUUGGAUCGUAUUCCUAUUAGUCAUUGUUACGAAGUCACCCGUUUAUAAUGGACCAUAUUUUAAUAGUUAACUAGUUGUGUUGUUAAUGUGUAAGUACUUAUGUAUAUUAUAGGAUAGGAGUUGUCACUCGACCCGACUAAACACUCUUGGUGCCCCCUUUAAAAGGAGGUUUUCGUUAACAUUAAUUGUGGGAAGGUAUGUAGGUACAUAAGCAAUACGAUAGUAGCGUCUUUCUAGGGACAUCCGGGGACGUAUUUGGCUAAUUUCUGUUUUACACUUUACAUAAUUAUACUUAACUAAUUUUAAGCAUAAAGCUGUGAUGAUUGUUCUUUGUUUCCAUAAACAAUUCUUAACUAAUAAAUUAUUAAAAUUA